This is a messenger RNA of Sarcophilus harrisii (Tasmanian devil), 3323 nucleotides long. RefSeq names its product ring finger protein 11 (gene RNF11). The transcript is spliced from 3 exons. Lineage: Eukaryota; Metazoa; Chordata; Mammalia; Dasyuromorphia; Dasyuridae. The record is from RefSeq and is a predicted model, not a curated record. Bases 27 to 1007 code for a protein of 326 amino acids.
AUUAAUUUUUUUCCAAAUACAUAUUUAUGCAUCAUUCAUCGGGUCAGAGGGAUCCGGGACGGCUCAGACUUGAUCCCACCUUUGCCGCUUCCCUUUUCCCACUCCCAGUUCCUCCGGGGCUGGGCCCAUCUGCCUCGCUCCCAUUUGCACGGGGCUUUUCGUUCCAGGAGCAUCUGUCGGAGGGAGAGGAGGCCAGCUCCCCCCCAGGACUGAUUUUGCUCUUUAUUGGGAACGGGACCAGCGACCCUGCGGCGGCGACGGGGACCGCUGCUCCUGGGUGGGAGCCGGAGGGAGUCGGGCAGAGCCGCCCGGGACCCCAGCGGCGGGUCCAAGGGCAAGGAGGCUGGCAGGGCCGCCGCGCAGGGCAUGACCUGGCGCUUCCGUGUGGGACCAAGGGCUGCCCCGCGGCUGGAGAGUCUUCCCCUGCCUGGGGACAAGCCCCAUCUCCGAGGGGCCGGCUGAGGCCAGAAAGCGGCCCCCUGCGAAGCCGCCGGGCACCCUCUGCGCCUUCAGUCGCGGGGACCCGCCCGGGUCGCUCAGGCCCCAGGCGUCCCAAGCCCACCCUUAGCUCGGGUUUUCCGGGCUCUGAAUCCAUCCCCCGCACCCCCCUCGAAAGGGACCUAGUCCUGCCUCGUUCUUCAGGCCACGAGCGGCUGAAGGGAAAGGAACAAGUCCCUGUCCCAGUUUAUCAUCCAACUCCAAGCCAAACUCGGUUGGCAACACAGCUGACUGAAGAAGAGCAAAUCCGAAUAGCCCAGAGGAUAGGUCUGAUCCAGCAUCUGCCUAAAGGAGUGUAUGACCCUGGGAGAGAUGGGUCAGAAAAAAAGAUCCGGGAGUGUGUGAUCUGUAUGAUGGACUUUGUUUACGGAGACCCGAUCCGGUUUCUGCCGUGCAUGCACAUUUAUCACCUGGACUGUAUAGACAACUGGCUCAUGAGGUCCUUCACGUGCCCGUCCUGCAUGGAGCCGGUGGACGCAGCGCUGCUCUCCUCCUAUGAGACUAACUGAGCCUCGGGUCUCUCUUCUGAUCAGUGCUUUGGAUGGUUUUGCUCUUUUGUCACUGAGCCCACAGAGCCAGGGAGCAGGAAUUAAGAUCAUGCACAAAAGUCAUUUCCUAGAAAUUCCUGAAUGGCUGCAGAGGUUGGAAACAGUCCAUGAUAUUUUAGAGUCCAGAGGAACAAGUAGGAAGGUAUUUUUACAUAAAGCCUUGACCCAAUGUUUAAACUAUAAUUGUACUUAGUCUUGUUAUUAUUCCAGUGCAUAGGAAUUGUGUAAAGUGUUACAGCAGCUGUAGAUGUUUAAAUUGUGUGUAUUGAAGAUUUUCUUAGGAGCAAGGUAGGGGUUAUUUUUCCUAAAUGAAAUAACUUUCAUUCCCUCUCUCCCCAUUCUUUUCACAAGUUGCUAGCAUUUGGGUCAAGGUUUUCUUAAAAGCUACAUUUUAUAACACUGGCACAAAGAAGUAGUUUUAAGCUUGUUUGCACAGUUCUUUUUUCCAUUGGAGAUGGAAUCCAUUGCCUUAGGUCUUUUUAAAUAGUGUAUUGUUAUUGUUGGGGCUGCCUCUAUGCUUGAAAACCAGUUUAUUUAUAACCUGUUCAAAGUGCUAUGUUCUGUUUGCAGUUAGGAUUAUGCAGAAUUUAAAGUGAUCUCCUAGCUCUUAAGCAAACUGAGAUGCACUAUCCCUUUUCUAUUUUUUGAAAAAAGAAAGUGACUUAAUAUGAGAAUAGACAUCAACCCAAGGAAAAUGAUUUUAAUAUUUACUCAGUCCAGGGUUUUGCUUAAUUUGUUUGACUCUGCAUGGUAAGAAUUAAAAUUUUGAGCAGACUUAAAACAUUAAGGCUUUUGAGCUCAAAUUAGGCCACUGUGCUAUAGAACAUGAAGAGAGACCCCAUAGGGAUAAUGAGUAUUACAAGAAAAAAGAUUCCCACUUGUGACUUGGGUCAUUUCUUCCUCCCUUUCCCAUAAAGACUUAUUAUAAGUCUUGGACCUUAGCAAAAGGAUACUGCAUCUCGAAUUACUGUAGUUCUGAGGUUAUUGAAGUUAAAUAAACCGAAUCUCGAUCUCUGUUUGGAAGGUAUCUGUUUAGUCCUGCUGGCUGAUCAAGCAAGUAGGUGGAAAUAAUAAGGUAGAUGUUUCUCAUGUUUUUUUUUUUGCACACCAAUGCCGAGUUUGUAUAACCACAUGACUUCAUAGUUGUGAUCUCAAGAAAGAAGGAAUUUCUCCUUCAUCUGUUUCUUGCAGCUGAUGUAACAAUGCAAGAAAUCUCUUAAGCUUCUGAAGUGUUUCUAGUAGAGACAGUCUUGUAAAGAUGUGGUCGUCAUCUUUUUCUCCAGUUAGCAUGUGUUUGUUUUUCCUUAUUGUACUCUACUGUGACUUUUAGAUGUUCGGCUCCACACUGGCCCUGCAGUUACCCAUCCUAGAUGAGCAGAAAGAGAUGCAGUCUCAACUUAACCCAAAGGAAUCAGGAAGUGUUUCUGACUUUUUGUUUGAAAUUGAGUCCUUUACCUAACAUUUUUAUAUUGUCAAACACACAGACUUGAAGGAGCCUCUGUGCUUAGAUUCUAGAAAGGUGAAAUAUAUCAUAAGUACUUUUUUAAAACGUUUGUCUUUUGAAUGCAGGAGGGUCUCUACAUGAUUAUUUUUUUCCCCUAUUAAUCCAUAAUGGAAAGAUAUAAAGUGAAUUUGAGAAAAGUUUAAAGGAAAUUCUAGUAUCAGGUCCAUUUAAAUUGUUAGCCGUGUCUCUUGGUCGAAUUUUUUAUUUAUUAAUUCAAAUACACCCAAUUAUAUAAAGCAAAUCUGAGAAGAAACAGCUGAAGUUGUGCAAUAUUUUCAGUGAUGAUACUUUUUUUAUCAUUGUGUGUUUUUCUAUAUAAACGUGAUGCCCAUGUCAUUAAGUAUUAAUAGCCAGACUUUCUUUUUCUUGAUUGUUAAAAUUGGCCAAAAAAAAAAAAAAAAUGAACUUUCAUUUUUUUAAACGUUUUUUAUGUUGCUCUUAGUCUUUAUUUAUUCUAAGGCUUGAUUAGGAAAAGUUUGGAAGUCCUGUUGAAGUGACUGGUUCCUGAGUUGAAUGCUUUUUUUUUUUUUUUUUUUUUUUUUUUUUUAGGCACUUUGUAUUGUUAAACUUUAUUUUGGUCUCCUUAUACCAUGUUAAGAAUCAUAAACCUCUGCUUUUACUAAGUUGUUAAAUAAAGUCAUAAUAGUUAUAAAGGGCUAAAGUUAGAAUUGAUUCCAUAAGAAUAUCCCCUUACCCCUCAAAAAAAAAGCAACCCUUCAAUUUCAAACAGUGGUAUGUAAAAUUAACAAAUAAAUUAAUUGCUUUCAAAAUCC